This is a messenger RNA of Magallana angulata, 5306 nucleotides long. RefSeq names its product extracellular matrix protein A-like. The transcript is spliced from 41 exons. NCBI's taxonomy places the organism in Eukaryota, Metazoa, Mollusca, Bivalvia, Ostreida, Ostreidae. The record is from RefSeq and is a predicted model, not a curated record. Bases 16 to 5268 code for a protein of 1750 amino acids.
CUUCCUGUUGUCAACAUGUUUUUAUUGGCGCUAGUAUUCGGUGCUGCACUAAUCAACCAAGGAGCUACCCAAACUUUUUCACAGAUUGAUCCAUUGGCUAUAGGCUAUGACAUUACAAGAUGUGGACCUCUAGAUAUUGCCCUCAUCAUCGACGCUUCCGGAAGCAUUGGUCCACGUCGUUUCAGCAAAAUGUUAAGCUUUGUGGCCGACUCUCUGAAGGCGGGAGAUUUCCAGUCUAACCUCCGGGUGGCAGCACUGACCUUCUCCAAACGGUCGGUGGUGGAGUUUCUCCUCAACACCCAUGUUUCCAAACCAGACCCGAAACAAGAGGUUCUGAACAACAUCGCCGAGCUGGUAUACACAAAGGGUGUCACCAACACUUCCGGUGCUCUGCGCGUUGCUAGCGAAACCUUGUUUCAGGAAAGAAAUGGCGACCGAGACGCCGUGCAGAACCUGGCGGUGAUCAUUACAGACGGGAAUUCAAACGUCGACAGGGACCCCAUACAGGACGCCAACAAACUGAAGGCGGACGGUGUGUACAUCGUGGGGAUUCUGAUCGGGACGGACAAGAGCAUUAACCAGGAGGAGAUGGAGGCCAUUGUAUCCAACAAGGACGAGUUGAUACGACUGAAGAAGUACGAAGACCUACUCCCCUUCAGAGAGACCAUCGUCAGGAGGAUGUGUACACCAUUUUUCAGUCCACCAAACUGUCAAGAGGGAAAAAUUGAGAAAAAAGACUGCCGAAAAAUGCAGUGUAUAAACGGUGAAUGGAAAAAUGUCGGUUUCUAUGGUUGCUGUUUUAAGGGAAGAUUUCUCUCCUGGAACCAAGAUUAUCAGUUUGACUGUGACACAUACAGAUGUUUCCAAAAAGGGGCGUGUCAAGAUGACGCAUGCGAGAACUUCAACGUCAACAAAGUCAAAGAUGGAUGUAUGGUCGGCGAUAAAUGCAUUGAUGACGGUGCAUCUGUCGUUGAAGAAAAUGUUUGUGAGACCUUCAAAUGUGAAGCAGGAGAAUACAAAAUGAUCCAAAAAGACUGCUUGGCCCAAAACGGACAAUGUAUGAAGGUUGGAGCGGGUUAUACUGAACAUUGUGUGGUAUAUCAGUGCCAGAAUAUCGACGGAAUGGUUGAAUUCAGACCAGUUCAGACAGGUUGCUCAUACAAAGGUACCUGUUACGAUCUCGGUGCCAGAGUGAUGGAGGACUGUAACACAUUGGUGUGUUCCUAUGAUGAUGUCUCACUGGGAUACGACUUAAUCUUACAACAACAAGGUUGCAAUGAUAACGGACGAUGUCGAAAUGAGGGGGAUAUGUGGGUGAACACAGAUCUUUGUAUCCGAUACAGUUGUGUCUACAAUAAGAGGAAAGACAGGGUUGUCAUCAGAGAGCGAACCAUGGGCUGCCAGGCAGAUAAUGGAUGCAUUCAGAAAGGUUCAGAGGUCAGCGCGCAGGGUUGCAUCAGGUAUAUCUGUAACAAAAAAGGAGAUCUAGAGAUUCUCUCUGUCGGUUGCGAAUUCAACGGAGCGUGCAAAGCUGUGAAUGAAACUUGGCAGUCUCCCACUGAUAAAUGUACAAACUAUGUGUGUCUCAGCGACAUUGCUGAUGAUGGAACGCCAACAGCCUACGUUCAGAAGGAUCAAGACUGUCAUGAUUUCAACGGAAACUGCAUCAAGGUUGGACGAACAGUACAGGAGAACUGCAAUACCUAUACAUGUGAUGCUAACGGACAUUUAGAGCCAACUACUGUCAAGUGUUCUUAUAAGGGAAGCUGUUAUGAUAUCGGUGCGAAAUGGAUUGACGAUGUCGCUUGCAAAAAGCUCAGUUGUAGGAUGAGGAGCAUUGAUGUAUACCCACGCAUCAUAAAAAAUAACAUUGGGUGUAUUGACGAAAGUGGUCGGUGCUACCUCGAAAACGCCACCAAGCAGAUUGAGAACAGUUGUCUGGAGUACAAGUGUUACGAAGACCGGCUCAUGAGAUUGGAGGUCUGUGAAUACAAGCACGCUUGUUACGACAUCGGGUCCUCCUGGGUGGACAAAGACGAUUGCGUCACAGUUCGAUGUCUUCGUGACCCAGGGACGGGAAAUGCCAUAGUGGAUACCUAUCCAUACGGAUGUUUCAUGGACAACGUGUGCCGUGAUCCAGGCUACAAAUUUACCAAGGACUGUCAGGAGAUCCAGUGCAGGGGUGGGAUGAUGGGUUUCCAAGUGGUUAAAGAGGCUUGUACCUGGAAAGGUGGAUGUAAGGAGAAAGAUCAGACAUGGUUCGAUCCCCAGACGUGCACCAAGUACGGCUGUUAUGAGGAUGAGGACGGACUGGAAGUCAAUGAAAUCACUUAUGGAUGUACCAGCGAUAGCAACCAGUGUAUAAAGGGUGGAGCUGAACACAACGAGGGAUGCAACAAGUACGAAUGUAACAACGGCAAACUGAAGGUCAUCUCAAUGGGUUGUGAAUUUAACGACGGUUGUCUUGCGGCUGGCAAGAAAUACUUUGAUAAAGAAAACUGUGUGCACUAUUCCUGCAUCGCAAAAAAUACUACAGAUGGCUCCAUAACAACCCAACUCAAGGAAAGAUGGGGUUGCUUCGACUAUGACAGAUGUUAUUUGCCGACUUGGAAGAAAACAGAAGACUGUACAACCUAUCGUUGUCGGGGGAAGACCAGGUCCUUCUCAAUCGUUAAUACAGAGUGUGAGUGGAUGGGGAAAUGUAUCUCUGUGAACACCACAUGGGACCACCCCACACAGUGUCUGACCUAUAAAUGUGUUCUGGGAGAGUCCACCGGCAUCGCCCGUGUUUCCAGCGACUUAUGGGGUUGUAAGGAUGAAUUUGGGAAUUGCCAUCCAUUCGGUAAACAGCGCCAGUCGGACAGGUGCGUGACGACGGAAUGUCAGAUGAGGCCCGAGGGACCGGUGUUUUAUCCGGUGGAAAUAGGGUGUAAAUUCAGGAGGAGAUGCAAGAAAGUAGAUUCCUCAUGGAUAAACAGAAGGAAGUGUGUCCAGCAAACCUGUCAAUAUGCUCCUGGGGCCACGGCACCAAAUGUGGUCAAUUCACCUUACGGAUGCCGUGACAUGAAGAACCGCUGCCGACCAUUUGGUUAUGUAGCCAGAGAUCCCGAAAACGUUUGUGUCUCGUACAAGUGUACAGCUUUUGAGAUAUUCUCAACAAUUCAAACAGGCUGUCCAUGGCAAGGUAAAUGUAUGCAGGAGAAUGAUGUCUGGUAUGAUGAGGAGGGAUCCUGCACCCUCUUCAAGUGUAUCCGAGAAAACGUGGGACCCAGCAAUGUCCAAAUGCACACCCUGUCUUAUCCAGGAUGUCGUGGAUUUGAUGGAGAGUGUUUGAAGGAAGGUCAGAUUGUCACAAAAGGUUGCACAAAGUACCAGUGUAUCCCUAACAGUGGCGGUCUGGUUAUUGUCCAGGAAGGCUGCUCCUACGGAGGAGAGUGUAAAGUAUUGAACUCUACCUGGUUCGACUCAGAAACAUGUACAGAUUACUCGUGUGUGUACGACAGUGAGGCUAAUGACAUCUCAAUCGUGGAGAAAACAGGUUGCAAAGACGACGAUGGUAAAUGCUUUACGAAGGGUGAGAGGAAGAAGGAAGGAUGCAACAAGUUCCUCUGUAACGCUGCCUCCAACUUCCGGCCAAUCAGGAUGAGAUGUGAGUUUCGGGGCGAGUGUAAGGAUAUUGCCACUACUUGGAAAGAGGGCUGUAUCACUUACACGUGUAAACUGGUUGCUAAGGGACCUAACUUUGUACAGACCAACAUUGAGGAAAUACACGGUUGUAUUGGAGAUGAUGGCAAAUGCUAUGACAUUGGUGACGAGCUCAUUGAAGACUGUUCCAAGUUCACGUGUACCGCGGGAGGAGUUAUGCAAGAAUCAGAUUUUGGGUGUAAGGGAUUUAACGGCCAGUGUAUGAAACCUGGAGACAAGCUAGAGGUGGACUGUGUGAAUUAUGUCUGUGACGGACAGGCGAAGAGUAUGGUGCCUGUAGAGAAAGCAUGCGUCUGGAAGAACGGAUGUAAACCUGUCGGGUCCAAGUGGUUUGACAAAGAGUCUUGUCGAGGCUACUCCUGUGUGCUGGACAUAACAGACAACGACGUGAAGAUUACUGAGAGAACUGUAGGUUGCAGUGUGUCCGGAGAGUGUAAGCGCUCCAGGACCUACCAGAUGAAGGACUGUGUACAGUACAAGUGUACUACCAACGGUCAGCUGAUCCCCAAGAAGAUUGGGUGUGAGUGGGACGGGGAGUGCGCGGACCUAGGGAUGUCCUGGACCCGGAACUGUACCCACUACAAGUGUGUCAUCACCCAGGAAGGACCGGACUACAUCCAAACGGAGGUCCAACAGCAGAGAGGCUGCUUUGACUCUCAUGGAAAGUGUUAUGAAGUCAUGGAUGAGGUCAGCUUUGGAUGCAAUAAAUAUCGAUGCUCAAUGGGAGGGAAUCUGGAUCUCAUCGACUCAGGUUGCAUGGACAGGUAUGGGAGGUGUAUGAAGCCCGGGGAGAUCGUGGAGGAAGCCGAUGGCUCCGAACAUAAGUGUGUGUGUGACGGUAGCUCCUGUCUGGUCGUUGUUGAAGUUAAAGGAUGCAGAAUGAACAGUACGCUAUACCCCUUCGGAGCCAGACUUCGGGACGGAUGUACUGUGUACGAAUGUCAGAAUCGGGACAAUUGUGGAAAGUUUGUCCCCGUUGAAUGGGGUUGUUACUGGGUGGAUAGAUGCUAUGGACCAGGAGACAAAUGGAAGUCAGAUCGAGGCUGUUCUAUUUUUACCUGCACAAUGUACCAGAAAUCAAAUGGGGACGUCGACAUGGUAGUAGCAAGAGACAUCGGUUGCCCGUUUGAAGACGAAUGUAAACAGAACAACGAGCAAUGGAGAGAUGGGUGUUUUGAGAAGAAGUGUAGAGUUCGAACUACCAAAGAUAAUUCCAAAGAGUCGUCCAUCAAAAUCGUGAGCGGAGGCUGUCAGGAGGGGGUGGGUGACGGCAUGAUCUGCCACGCCGUGGGUAGCAUCUGGGAGGAACAUCACUAUGACGGAUGCUUCAAGAAACAAUGCUACGUGGACCAAACCACUGGCAAAUAUACCACUACCACAGUGGGGGCAGCAUGCCGGGACGCCUACGGCUCGUGUCGACCUAUAGGCUCCUCAGGCUUCCACGCCUACGUCAAUGGACAGCUCAGACAAGACUGUAAAUGUUUGUCGGAAGGAGUCGGGGUGACUGGUGUUCGUUACACGUGUGGUGAUAUGGCCAACCCUUUCCAAUGUGAAGGAUGCUGAUUGUUUUAUAUUUACCAAAAUAAAACCAAAAUACGUCA